UCCGGACCUAAAUAAUCGUUGCAAACGGAGCAGGCAUGGCGUCCUUCAACCAGAGGCAGUAGUGACAGACAUUUACUUGACAUUACUGCUGUAUUUAUUUUGAGUUUGUUAAUUUUAUAUAGUUGUCGUGAUCGUGAUCAAAAUGGCGACCCGGAGCGUUUGUGGAGUCCUCCAGCGCAGUGAGUAGCAUUAGUGUGUGAACUGGGCUGUUAAGGUGGAAUUACAUGAUGUAGUUUUAUUUGGACCACGAGUUUAUAACAGAUAUUAGUUUGUCUAAUGUUGGCUGUUUUAAAGACUGUCCUUGACAAAUAUGUGUUAUUAGAAAAGAGUGUGUAGAAAAGGGGAUGUUGUAGACUGAAACGCUCCCUUGCCCACUGUUCCUAUUAAUGCAGUAACGGUGGCCUUUGAGGGACAAGAAGCUCCUGUCUUUUAUGAUAAUUAUGAUCAUGUAUUUUCCGAAUUUGUACCAUUACAAUAUCUAUGAAUAUGAAGUAAUCUGAGCAAAAUGACAAUUAGUCUAGUCUUACUUUUCUACUCUUGUCAGAGAGGCUUUUAAUUUCAUUUAAUCUAUUCUUUAUUUCAUUCCUUUAAAAAUAAAAAGACACAAUUUAAUUUAAAUACAAACGUUCUCCUAUCUAGAAUGAAAGGGAGCAGAAAGAAGAAUAAUCUUAUUUUAUCUGCUCCUUUAUCCCAAGAAAUCAUUUACAAAGACCAAACUUAGAAUAAUAAGAUUUUUUUUAAAAAGCAACUGUAGCAAUAAACAAAACACAACAAAAAAAUAUAUAAAAUAAAAUAAAAAUAAAAAUAUAGCUGCUGGCCACCACAGACAGUCAUUUACCAUGUAGUUCAGAAAUACAACGUUCUAUCAAUUAAGUCCUGAAUCUUUAUUCAGGACUAAAUAAUAAAUAAAUGCAAAUUUUUUUGUUUUGUCAUAAGCAGACAUCCAUGCAAAAUAAUACAAUUAAAACAUUACACACAUCAGAUGGCGAACGGGGCAUUUUUCUGUAAAAUAAAAUAAGAAAAAAGCUUGUAAAAACAUGAAUGCAACGGCAUGAACAGAAAUAUAGUUGGCUAAACAACUGGAACGGUCUUCAAAAUAUUUGACAGUUGAUGUAUAAAUUAUUGUAUGGUUUCAGAGUCAGAAGAAACAGCGUCACAUUUGAGGUAGCUACCACCACCAUAAUAAGCUAGCCCCUUAAAUAGUCACCAGCUUACAUUUAGCACCUAUUUUUAUUAAAUUUUUGCAAGUUAAAUAUUAAUACUAUUAUAGAUCAAAUAUAUUUACCCCAUAAUAUUAUAAAAAACUUACUUGACUUUAUAUAGUCUGUGGAAUCAAAUGUCUUGUGCUUUGGGCUCAAAAGUGUAGCCUCCAGGGUUCAAGAAAUCAUCUGUGCAUGUGAUUGAGGAGUGUAUUUGCAUUAAAUCUGGUUGUUUUAGCCAAGAUUAUGCUAUAGUAUAUUUUUUCCCUAUAUUGAAGUUCCCCAUUGAGAGCCAACCUUCAAUUUUGUAAAUUUCAGAUUUAUUCACGUUAAUUCCCAUGGAAAGUUUCCAACUUUGAAAAUUCCCGGAAUUUUGCAACCCUAGAAAAGAAUAAAAAGAGGAGUAGAAGAUAAAUAAAAGCACUAGUCAUUGUGAUAAAACAUGAGUUAAAACGGUCGUAAACAAAUUUAAAAAAAUCAUAAAAACCAAUGUAAAACAAUGAAAUGAUUGAAUCAUUCAUUAAAAAUAGAAUAACCAGACAGAUGUUUACUCCUUAUUCGCAGCAAAAAACUAAUGCUUUUGCAAUCUAAUAACCUCUGUGUUGACCUUUUUUGCUGUGUUGCUGAUCUUUUCCCUCCUCCUGUUUCUACCUCUGCAGGAUUUGCGUCUGCUGCAGCAGCCGUGCGUCCACCGGCCGCUGAAGUCCGCAGCAAACGAAAUGCAGUCUUCUCCAGAGAGCAGGCGCGGCAGAGAGCUCUGUACCCCCGCAUUGAGAAGAUCGAGGUGAACAUGGAGGGCCCGGGGCUGGAUGGUACUCUGCUGAUCAUGAACAGAGGGAUGUCCACCCCGCUCAGCUGUGCCAGUCGUGAGUGAAACAGAACACGAGGAUGCAGAAAGAUAACUUUUAUUCAUCUUUGGUGGUCAUUUACCUGAAGUUUUAUAAAAUAUAGAGCUUGAGUCUUCUUUGUGUUCACCUCAGACCUGACAGAGCAUCAUGUGACCAACUCUGUGCUGGCCCUGGUGGACGGGGAGCUUUGGCCGCUCCAUCAGCCGCUCACCGCCUCUUGUUCUCUGAAGCUGCUCACAUUUAAAGACAGUGACCCCACGCUGGUCAAUCAGGUACUCUUUCAAAAUCAGUCUACGUUUACUCUGCUGGAUUUCAGGAAGUUUUGGAAAUAACAUUUUUAGGACUUCAGUGUAACUCGCAGUAGACGCAUUAAUAAACCACGAGAGCAGCUUGGUGAGUCACUGUGUGUUCUUGUUCCCUCUGUCAGGCUUAUUGGCGAUCCUGCGCCGCCUUGCUCGGUCAAGUUCUUGAGACGGCGUUCAAGGACGAUUUCAACGUGGAGCUGCUGAGUACUCCAGAAGUACCAGGUAGGAAAGAGUCUCUUUAUUUGUCUUGAUUUACCUCGACCUGCUGUCAGAUGCUUUAUGAGUUUAUGUCUGCUCAAUAAAUCAGAGAAGGUGCUCAACUUCUUUGCCAGGAAAGCUCAAAUUACACGCAGCAGUGUCUGGUUUCAAAUCAAGCAGAAUUGAACAGGUUGUGUUUUAAUUUCAGUAUCAUAUCAUGUUUUCUGUGCAGUCUUAUUCAGAGUAAUUCUAUGUUGGUCUUUAGUUAAAAGUUCGUAUGUGUUUAUCUGCAGUCACUUCAGGAGCUUUCUGCUGUGAUGUGGUGCUGGAUCCUCAGCUGGACUCAUGGACGCCCUCUGAGGUUUGUGUUUUAGUUUGUGGUGAAAUAUGCCACUGCACACAUUAGGGCCUGUGUCCACUUACAGUAUUUUUUUGUACUGGCAGUGCCUGUUUUCAACACAUAACUAGUGCAGCCAGGUGUUUUUACGGUCAGAGUGCAAAAAAAAUGUCCUCAGUUUUUGCAGUUUGAGAAAAGUCAAGAAGGCGCUGCCGUUCUCUUUUUGUUAACUCCUGAAAAAACACAAAAAAUAGAUUUGAUCCAUGAAUUCCUUUGAGUUAAAGAAAGUAUAAAAGAUGCAGAGAAACUCAGUGCUGCGGAAUAACAUUUGCAUCUUAGAAACCCAGCAGGAUUGAAGUUGUUUGUGCUACCAGUGCAAAAUAUAUUUGUUGUGGACACAGGCCCUUAAUAAAUGUUGUAAGAGGACACAGACCCUCACUUGCCUGUCAGUAUCUGGUUUCAAAAUAAAAUGAUUUUACGCUGCAUAUAGAUGCCCUUUUUCAUGAUCUAGUGAAUGUGAAUCUUUGAGGAUGCACAUGUAUCUUCAUAUUUAGCUGUCUUUCCCAUAUUUUGUCUUUUCACUGAUCCUUUUCUGGCCGAAGUUUGUGUCACCUGUAACUCUCUCUGUUACUGAUGCAAGAUGAGAAUUUUAGGCACUAAAGCUCAGCAAAACCCCUGACUUUCAGCUGAUUUAAUAUUUCUUUUUAAAGUCAUAUUUCACCCAAAAUGAAUCUUUGUACUAUCAGAUAGAAAACUUAUGUUAUCUCUUAAAAAGGGGACUGUAAAAAGUUGUUUGUUUAGGUUUAUUUACUUGAACCAAAUUCCAAAAAAUUAAAGAAAAAUGGUGACGAUGAACUACAUGUACAUAUGAGGUAGAAACCCAAGGAGUAGUCAGUUGAAGUCAUUAGUUAGUAGUUCGUUUUAUGGUUGGGUUUACUUGAACUCAUGCUUGUAUAUUAUUCCCACAUGUGAUCCUCUGUGUUUGCUAAAGAGCUGUCUUUCUGCUGUUUUUCUCUCCAGGAGUCGUUGCGAUCACUAACCAGAGGAGCCCAGCAGCUGAUCCAUCAGGACUUGGCCUGGGAGCCCUUGGAGGUGACACCCCCUGUAGCCCUGGAGGUUUUUUCACACAGCAGGUAGACACACUUCUGCCUCACUCAGUCGUACCCACCACCACCGCACUUUUCUUCCCCUUUUUUAUCUCUUGUUAUGUUCACUUCUUUGCUUCUCUCCUUGCAUUGCCCCCUCUCGUGUGCUGAUGAUUGUAAUUGCUCUUUUCUGUCUCUCAGGUGCAAACAGGAGGAGGUUGAAGAGAAAGCAGAAAAUAGUCCUAGAGGCACAGUGAUGCUCUACAGGUGAGUUUUUAAUCUCACACUGUCACUCAAAUCCUCAUUAAUCAUGUCCCACCAAACCUGUUAUCUUAAACCUUAUAGAUGUGGAGACCAUGUGCUGCUGAGUGGGGGCCCUCUAGUGGCCAGAACAGGGCUGUGCUUCCAGUACGAGGUGACGGCCAUCCACAACCUGGGACAGGGACCCUUGGGCCUCCUCCGCAGAGCUCAGGGCCUCUCUCUGCCUCUUCAGCUGCAGGUAGGGAGGUUUCUUGAUUGACAACACUGAGUUGAAUUUAAUGAAUUUAACUUCACCUUUGAACUUUUUGUUGCAUUUGAAAUUUGAUGGUAUCCGACUCCCUAAAAAACUAAAUUUAUCUUAGACUCACUGAGAGACUUUGCUCAGAUACUGAACCUGUAACUGUUUUGAUUUAUUUAACUUACAUUUAAAGGUACAUACCACUGUUAGAGGUUAUCCAUCUGAGUUUCAUUUAAAAAGAUCAAAGCUGAGUAGGUGUUAGUUUCUUCACACGACAGGUCCGAAUAAAUGUCUUAAUUUAAGGUUUAAAGGCGAAAACAAGACCUGAAUGCUUUGAAUUAGCAGUAAUUGAUAUAAAAAAACAAAUGCUCAUGUAAAGUAUCUUAAAUUGAGAUGUCAGUUUUUUAUUUCAAGAAGGUGAAGAGGUAAUUUUUAUAUAUCCCAUUGGUAUGUUUUACCCAUCACAAGCAUUUUAGGUCUUGAAUUAAGAGGUUCACCUGGACCUGUCUGGUGAAUCUGUCUUUUAUCGGGUCUAAUAAGUCCCUGUGAAUCGGUCAGAGGCAGAUCACAUCUCACAGAUAUUAAAAAUACUUCAGGCUGAGCGAAUCGGCUGUGCAGUUAGCGUUCAGGUUGAGAAUAAGAGAUGAUAAUAGAAAAAGUUACACAGCUGCAUAAGAACUGCACAUUGCUGAAUAAAAUGGAACAUUUAAUCUUGUAGGAGACCCUCCAAGAAAAGCCUGUGUCUUAUUUACAGGUGUAACUUAUACUCUAGACUUUUACCACAAGUUGAUGUUUGCAGUUCCACCUCUUUUCUUGUCAGGUAGCUUCUUUAAACCAAAAUAUUCUCUCUUCUGAAUCAGGAAGUCAGGUGUAUUUGCCUGGAUGCAUGAAACUGAUGCAAUAGAAUACAGAUCAGCUAUUGAUACCAGUACAUGGCACAUGAUUGACUUACUAAUACUUAGGGGUUGGAGAAAAAUCUAUUCACAUAAGUAUCGCGAUUUUUUGUAUUGCAGUUUUUAAACCAUUUUUUUGUUCAAAAAUUGAUUUUUUUUUUUUUUUCAAAUUUAGGAAUAAAUCUAAAAAAUUGCCUUACAUGUGAUGUGUAUUUUUCGGGUAAAUAUGGAAUAGUCAGUGGACAAUCAUCAUCAUUCAACUUUUUCACUGGUGUUAAAAAUGCAGAUUAAAAACCGAGAAAAUCAACAACAUCCUAGAAUUGCAAUUUAAGUCGAAUCGGCAUCCAAAAAAACGUAGAAGAAACGAAUUGGGAGAAAAGCACAUCGUCUCAGCCCUACUCAUAUUUACACCCCUGAAACUAUGGAGGCAGACCUGCAACUCCUGUGCUCGAAGGUGUAAAAUUUUUGUGUUUAUGGAGUGUGAUUGUCUGCUUCACCCAUAAACUGUAUGUAGAAUGGACAGCUUCUGACAUCACAAGCAGGUGGGAGAAAAAUGUAUGUUCUGUGUAAUAAAUUUCUAAAGUCUGUCCACAGUCCCAUAAGUUUUGCUGGCAGAGGCGGGAUUUAUGACCUAUACUGCAGACUCUGUCCAUUCUAAAUACAAUCUAUGGUUUCACCCUGUAGAUGGUGUCUGGGGAGGGCAGAACCUUUCAAAAUAAGAGUCUGAGUAAUCAGGCAGAUGUUUGUUCUAGCCUAUAAUGACCGCCUCUUUCCUCUAAAAUGAUGCCGAUUGGUUCAGUCUGACUCUGAUCAAGAACUCAUACAUCAGCUUUGCAGGAUGGAUCAUCCUGGUGUCAGACAUGAAAUCUGGCCGAUCACAUCUGCUUUGCUGCAACAUCUGUUUCUGGUCUAGAAAGCAAUUUAUUCUUUAACAAAGAAACUAUUUCUGUUCUUAGAAGCCAAGUAAAAGCAAAAACAGACACUUUAGUCGACGCUCUGGUGCGAUUUCCUUGUAAGUGAAGUUGCAGCUCAUUUUAUGAAGCUGAAGUAAAACCAAAACCUGCUCGAACCAGCUGGUAUUUAGAGCCCAGUGAUGUAGAAAUCAAAGGAAUCCCUCUUUAGUCGUCUGCAGUGUUUUCCCCUGAGUAUUCAGCUGUUGUUGCCAUGAGACAGAUAAUAUAUGAUAUUUAUUUGUUCUUCAAAGACCAGAGCCUCGCCUGUAAAAUAAAGCAGACAGUGAAAGUAUUUGUCAGAGUCUCCAUGUGCCUGUUAGUCACGUUGUCUUCUUCUCUGCAGGCUCACCACACAGUCUGGAGGAAACUGAGGCAGCGGGCAGAGAAACUGGUAAGAACAACAAGUAUCUCUGCUUUCCAACCUCACACAGUCGUCCAACAGCAGGGACAUCAAAGCUGCAGCUCGGGGCCAGCUCAGAGAAGGAGAGCUCUCUGCGUUUUGGGGGCAGCGGUCUGGUCUACACGCCGGGUACUGGAGCCAGCUCGCUCCCCGGCUGCAGCAGCAGCAGCAGCAUCACUUCAGAUUUCACAGAGUAGCCAGAGGAUGAGAUUUAACGCGUCUAUUUUUAUUGCUUUGCAUUUAUAUUUCGCUGCUAAACAGGGAGAGGAGAGCGAGCGCGAGGAAAGCAGAUCUCAUCCUCAUCACGAAGGACAAACUUCUGUUUUCUGAGCUGACAUCAAAGACGCCAAAGAUCCAAGCAGAAGUAUUUUUAAAUCUCUCCAGGUUCAUUGAAGGAUGUUUGUGCAUCAUGACACUCGCAAAGUUGAAUCAUUUCCCUCUGAGCGUAAGAAGUUUGACUGCAGCGCUGAAAGAGAAGCAUGAAUUCUUCAAAUGAAAACUAGGCUGCGAGUUAAUUUUGGAUGGAGCCAGUUAGUUUUUGCCGCAGCUUCUCUGGCUUUCUCUGUGCAUCGCUGAUUGCAUAAUGAUGAAGAAAAAAAAAAAGUUGCACUCAUUAAUAGGCACACUCGAUUUGGCAGCUGAUGACAUACUGUGCUCUGUGGCCUACAUUUAUUUCCACAGAUUCAGUUAUUCAGAGGUUUUAAAAAAAAAGAGGCUUUAUUACCGACAAAAGUCUGGACGUCUGAGCUGGAUCUGCUCUGAAAUUGGAGAAAAUCUGGAUCACGUCUUUUGGAGGUUUUACAAGCUGAGAAUUGGCAUGCAGAGCAGCUGCAGGACGUCAUUUAUGAUCUUAGAGGACACUUUUCUAUAUAAUAAAUGAUGCACUGAUGUUUGUGUGUGGAUGCAGCACGUAUAGAGAGCAGGCGUCGUGUCCUCAUUGUCCUGUGUUAACGGCGCAUCACUGCAACUAAUCAACAGAGGAGCUAUAAACUGAAUCAAAGCCCAGGACGUCUCUGAAGGGCUUUUAGUGUGUGAAGGAACAAGAAGUUUAAUGCACAUAUCACUCCUCAACAGCCACUCUGAGAACAUUUAAGACCUCAUGGAUUCGUCUUUUAAAACAAACAAAAAGCCGCUUUAGUUUCUCCUCUUGUGUUUCUUCUCCACAAACCAAACUUCACAACAGUCUCCCUUUAAAAACCGUGAAUUAACUCACUUUAAUCGAUGCAGUCGAGUGUUUCAGCUGCGUCAUUGUACACAAAAAACAAUGCAGAACAGAACAGCAUGGUGCUCUGUAGACUGAGAGUAUCCUCAGAGGACUCCUCCCUCUCCAAAACAAACAAAGGCAGUAAUUAAAACGCUGAAUAAAGCAGCUUCAUAUAGAAAAUCUGCGUCUCUCGGAUGAUUUUUAACCACAGGUGGAUCCAAUGCGAACUUAAUAACUUCGGCUUUUCUCUGACUAUCCGCUCCAGAUCUGAGUAUUUGAUCCAGCUGUCACUGUUGUUGAAAUCCUGCUUUUGGUUUCGAUGGUGUGACUCAGUUAUCUGUAAGUCAGGGGAUUAAAUUAGCACUUCUGAGCAGCCUAAGUCAGACGAACCGUUGGCUGAAGCCAGAAAAAAAGAAACUCCGUGCUGCUGCAGAUUUCAGUCCUCACGGUGUAAACUCAGUCUAGUUUUAUGAUUGAAAUGAUGAAUUUUGACUCCAUGAAUGUAAAGUUUAAAAUGCACAUCAGGUCAAUACCAUCCCUGGAUGUCUUUGGCUUCAUUUGUAUGAUUUACUCUGAUUUUAGGCCCUGAGUGGAAACAUAAUCAACAAUGGUGCCACAGGGACCCUUACGCUUCGUGAUCCCUAAUUUCAGACUCUGUCUGAGACGCUCCACUGUCCCUUUAAUCCAGAGCCCAGCAUUCUGAAUGUAACCGGCGAUGUCUAGACCAAGGGUAACCGGUUGUGUCUGAGUCAGCGUUGUGUGUGUGUAUGUUUGAAGUAAAGACUCAGACAUGGAUUUCUCUGGAGGCGGUCUCCAUUUAUAUUUUUAUUUUAGUGUAAAACACAAAAAUCCUCCGGUCAGUGACCUCAACAAACAUGCCCCCUAUCCCACGGAGAUCACUAACAAAAAGGGAAGAGAAUUUGCGCAAAAAUGCCAUUUAUAGAGGGCAGUGUUACACCACAAUGUGCCCAUAGGGGUACAACCUUAAACCUAGGUUCCAUAUAAGGAAUAUAUUUAUUUGGAUUAGAUAGAUUAGAUUAGCACACUUCUUGUAAUUUACCUUGUCAAAUUUGUGUUUAUUUUAUUUAUAGAUAUAUUUUGAUUUUAUUUUUUCACUCUAUUGCUCUUAUCUUGUUGUUUUGUGCCGCUGUUCUUACUUUAUAAAGUGACCUUGAGUGUUUAAAAAGGUGCUUUAAAAUAAAAUGUAUUAUUAUCAAUAUUAUUCAAUAUAGAUUUAUAUAGAUUCAAGAUCAAGAGGAUGACUGACCUCUAAAAAUUCCAAAAAAUAAGAAAUACAAAGAGAUGUGCUCAUAACAUAGUCUUCAUAUGGGUUUUUAUGGAUGAUGUAAAGGGAUUGUCCAAUUUUGAGUCUUAGUUUUCUCUAGUGAAACCAUUUUCUGUUGCCAUGGUAUCAAAUUUUGCAGGUAUAGUAACAAAGUGCAUAACUCUAGUAUUGUUCAAACUCUACUCUUCACAGUACGUUUUAUAUUAUCAAACAAGUGACUGAAAACGGGUGAAAAUGAGACCAAAGCUGGUUUAAAGUUGGUCUGCAGUGUCGGAUGGUGUUGUAGAUUAUAUUUAAAGAUAAACAUUUGUGUUUUUUUCUCCACCUUCUGUUGACGCUGUUGCACAGACUCUGCAGAAAUGGGUCGAAAAAGAGCAGCGAGGCGUGGGCGUGCAUUUUGUGAGCCGGCUGCAGGCGGCAGGGAAGCAUCUCCCCUGUCUGCCUCCAGCUGGCGCUCCAAACACGACCUCCCACGCUCCAACCAGAUGCCCCCACAACCCUCUAACUUCUCCGUACAAAUGUGCUUUUUCUUCUUCCAACCUUUGAAGAAAUAUCUCAAAUGAUUGCGAACGUUUGUUUUUCGUUUUUUUGCACAGGUUGAGGUGCCGCCGGUUGAAACGGAGAAUCCACCAUCUCUUCCUGACUCAACUCCACCAUCUUCUCCUGACUCAGCUCCACCUCUGACCAGCCAGUAACAUCCUCUGUGUAACCUUUCACACACUCAUACACACUUCAAUAUGUACCAGACUGUAAUAUUUGUUCAAUAAAUGUGUAAAAAGAUGCCACAAA
Molecule: messenger RNA, 9995 nt
Organism: Xyrichtys novacula (pearly razorfish)
Lineage: Eukaryota; Metazoa; Chordata; Actinopteri; Labriformes; Labridae
Source: the annotation of a GenBank genome assembly